AUGGACCCUUCAGACCACGGGACCGUCGCAGCAGCCGCGUCGUCUUGCUCGCCGUUCUCGUGUUUGCUGGCUGCCCCCUGCGAGGACCUGGGCGAGCCCACAACGGACAGUCCACACCGUUCUGCUUCCAACUCCGCAUGCCUUUCUGGUGACCUGAACUUGCGGGCGCCUCCGAGCUUUCUUCCCUCCUCACGCCCUUCGUCGUGCGUUGUCUCCCCGCCUGCUGUGGUUUCGCCCGCGUCUCCUUUCGUUCUGUCCUUGUCACUGUUGCCUGCGGCAGACGGGGAGAGAGCCCAGAGUAGCGGCGGCGCGCUCGCUGAGGAGGAGGCGCGGCGGCGGAGAGACUCGGGGUCCCGCUGCACACUGAGGGACGCAUCGGCUGGCUCGACGCCCCGGUCGCGGCUUUGGCAAGGGGACCGAGAAGAGACAUCCGCUCGCGAAGCGAUGACGAAGCUCGACGUAGACGCAGGGGCUGUGUGCGGAAACGCGGAGGGGCAUCCUGAAGGUUUCUCUCUCAGAGAGCCGGACGAGAAGGAGAGAAAACGGGGAGAAUCGAGUGUGUCUUCCACUGAAGAGGAAGACGCUUGCAUGCUGCGCUUGUCUGAUACCGCAUCGAGAGACAGACACAUUGAAGGCGAAGGUGGAGGCGCAUCGGGCGCGUCUGCUCUGGUAAGAACAGAAGGCCAAGGGCGACACGCGCCUACCGUUCAGAACACGUGGGCAAUCAACUCGAGUUCCAGAGCCGCAUCUGGUUCUCUAGAUGCAGCCGAGGAGGACGUCGCGGUGUGUGAUCCGGACGACGGCAGCGGCGAGCCGCUUGGAACACCGCCGCAUGCAGCGAAUGCAGACAAUGGAGAGCCCCGGCCGGUUUCGUCCGAGUGCCUCCCUGAGGAAUCCGAGGAGGGAGGUGAACGACCCUCGUUCGCACCUUCGACUUGUAUCUUCAUGUCUUCUGCCUCGUCUGGCGCGUUGGCGGCUCGCGCGCCAGAGUUUCGUUCGAGUCUGUGCCCUCUGGAAGGCGAGAGGCGGGGAACCGCGGAGCAAACCGUGUGUGAAGGAGAGACGGAAGAGACACGCGACGUCGGAGCCGACGAGCGAGAGGAUGACGAGGGGAAGGGAAGACGCCCAGCGAGCGCGCGGGGAGGGCUCAACUCGUGUGGCGCUGCGAGUGGACCCGUGUGGUCGUCACUGGCGGAGGAUCGCGAGUCGGAUGCGACGAAUCUGAGGGAAGCGCCCAGGGACGCGCUCGCCAUCGAACCGAAGAGAGUGACCGGGGCGUCAUCCCGCGUUCAGGAGGAGGCCAGAGUCGAGACGAACUCCCCAGCACGAACUGUCUCUCUCUCGCCCAGAUCGUGUGGCGUCGGCAAUGACACACUGCCGACUCCCCGCACACCGACACAGCUAGCCGACAGCGCGCCGCAGAGAGAAGAGCGGGAGAAGGAAGUUUCGGACGCAGGAAGACGUUCCGCAGGAGCACAGCGAGCGGAGUCCCACAGCGGUCUGGGAGAGAGGACUUCUGCCGAAGGAGAGGAGACGGGCGCGCGGGACGAGCGGCCGGCAGCGCACGAGCGAUUGCAUACACAUGACCACGUGCAAAGAGACGCGCAGUGCCAAGUGGGACAGAACACAGAUUGUGUGUGCAACUCCAACAACGGCAAAGCUCGAGACGAGAGCGAGAAGAGGAAGGCAGCGGCUGCCGAAGAAGAGAGGGGAUCGCGCGGAGAGGAGGAGGGUAGGGAAACCGCCGAACAGGAAGAAGUGCAGACUGAGGAAACGCAGAGAGCGCCACAUGCGAUCCGCAGCGAUAAGGGCGAGUCAACGCGGAAGGUGGCUCAAGAGGCGGUGACUGCGUCGAGGGAAGCGAAGCAGAGAGAGCAGCUUUCGUCUCCGUCGCGCUCUGCCGCGUCGUCUCAGAGGCGUCUGCGCCGCCUCGAAGAUGGCGACGACACAGAGAACGAAGAGGAUUGCCGUUGCAUUGUCUCUUCGAAGUCGUCGAACGGCCAGCCCGACCGAGACUUUGGACGGACGAAAAAAACGCUGGAAAAUGACAGAAUCACAUUUGACACAACCAAACGCGACUCAGUGCAGAGGGAGACCACUGUGACCGCUGAAGUCCAUCCACGACGAGGGAUAGGCUCGAGGGAGUUGUGUGACGAUCCGGAGAAAUCGAAGGGCGAGAGCAAGGAGGCCGAAAACGCCCCCGGAUUCCAUGCGAAGAAGACCGUCCCUCUUGACAGCGGGGCUUUCCGUGAGCCCCGGCUCGCUCUCAGCAGCACCGCAGGUGGCAAAGGUCACGCCAGAAGGGGGGCGGAGAGCUCCGCCGAGGGAGGCGGGGAGGCAGAGGAGCUCCUGCAGGCGGUGGGAGCAGAAGACGCUGAGGGGUGGCAAGCGCGAACAGUGGACGAGAAAACGGAGAUAAGGAGCAGUCAGGCUGAAGAAAGAGCCACUUCAGAGGCUGAUGCGGGCGAGAGUCGGCGGAAGACUCCAACGCCGGAGGCGACACGGGAGAGUGGAGGGGAUCAGACCAGGUGUACAGAAGAGCAUAGAGCCGCGAAGGAAGAAAGAGGCGUUUCAGACGACACUUCAACGAAGCAGAAGAGUAUGCCCCCCAACGACAUGGCCAACAAGACGGAUCUUCUCAAGGAGGAAAUCGCAGGUGUCUCUGCGGGAACUGUUUACUCUGUGGCAGCUCUUCUAGGAUUCCGAGGCGACUUUGCGCGAGUCCUUUUUCCUCCUCCAAAGCCCUCGAAGUGCUCCGAGCAAGCGGGUGGCGGCGUGUCUUUGUCCCUCUCCUUGGGGGCAGCUUCAUUAUCGAGCUCGGCGCCGCAGAAACAUAAAGACACUCCAUCAGGCAAAACGCACUUGCACCUGUCCCCUGUUCCUUCGUUCGAAGCGAACACGGUCGCUCCUUCGUCACCCUCGUCUGUCUCCUCUGCCUCGGCGCCGCGAACCCCAAAUUCCGGGGACGCAGAGAGCGUGCGAGGCUCUUCCGGCUCGACAGAGCGUACGAAGGCGUCUCCGGGUUACCUCCGUCCCUCGCCGUCUCCUCGCGACGCGGACAGCUCCGGAUUUCCGAAAUUUAUGAUGGUCUCUCGAGUCUCGCAGCGCCUCCCGUUGGCUGGCGAUCACACGCAUCCUCACUCAGGCCCCAACCGUCAAGACGGCCCUUCUCGCUUGGUGGACGGGCGAGACGGGGGCGUGUUCUAUUCCACCUACGCCCGCGUCGCCGCGGACGGCGAGGCGCCCCGAAUGAUGGAGGCCGCCGGCGACCACCAGCGCGUCUGUCCUCUUGCGAAUUCCCCCAUGCUUGGCGCCCAGAACGGCCGGCGGACGAACCCUGCCCUCUUUCGCGGCGGAGCAGAAGGCGCAGGCCGUGGACAUCACCCAGCGUACGGCUAUCGCCAGAGCUCCCACGCCGUCGGGUCGCCUUCCCUUCGCUCUUCCUCCUCCGCGAUGCCGUCGCUGUCUCCGCUCCCGUCCGGUGGAGUCUCACGCGCCACGGCCUCGGGGGGCGAGUUCGCGGGCCUGCGGGCGCCGGUAACCCACAGCGCCAAGCAGCCUCGUGGUAGCGCCGGCGACCGUUGCGGUUCGCGGUCGGGACCACCUCCGUCUUCUUUGCUCCCCCGGGCGUCGCAGAGAGGGCCGCUGUCUCAGCCGCCGACAGAGGACGCCGCGGGGCGAGAGCUGAGGAGGCGGCGCGGCAGCAGCGGCUCUGAGUCUGGAGAGAGAGCUGCAUGCACUGCCACCAGCGAGCCCAGCCAAAGUCGCAAGGCAUCACCUUCCCGAGUCGCCCCGCCCGCCUGCGGGAGUGUCCUCGCACAGCGGACUAGUCUCGUUGAGGCGCGCGGGCAUCUCAUGGGCCCUGCGGGCUCGUCGCGCAGGAGUAGCACGCCGAACGCCGACGAGAGCUCCACCGGGGAGCUGGCAUCGGCCCUCUCUGGCGGUAGCCGCGCGUCGAGGCUCCACACACGGAUCCACGAAGACCGAGGAGAUCGAGAGGAAACGCUCUCAGUGCCUGUUCACCUCGGCGCCUCUGAGAAGAACUCGCCAGCCCGUCGCGCGAGCAGCGGCGGCGGGUUGCCCCUGCCGGAGACCCGAGAGGCCAGCGGUGGGCCACUCGGCGGAGGUGGAGCCCAAGACGCCCGAAGGCCGAGCAUUCUGGGAGCCGUUCCGCGGACGCCGUCCACGCCGCCAGAGGGGCGAGACACCGGGAGACGGCAUAGCUCUUCCGCGCGAGCGAGCGACGAUUCGUGCGUGGAAUCCACGUGGUCAACUGCAUCCCUGCUGUCUCUAUGCGUCGCUCCGCAGAGGAAGGCUGGAGGCGACUCGCGCGCCGCGGGCGCUGAGCAGGGCAAGGAGAUCGGGCUAGGCAGUCGGGCGAAGAGGGCCUCGGUCGUCGACGCGGAUGCAGCAGAACCCGGCGACAAGAGAGCCGAGGCUCUACACACGAAUAAUCAGGUCGAGGUGAGGCGCGAAGACGGCCAGGAGGGAGAACACGUCUCAGGCGCCGCAAAGGGACGGAGAGGCGAUCGGCGGAACCGGGAAGGGAAGGAGAAAACGCGGAUUGACAACUCGCAAAGCGCCGGAAAGGAGUGCGGGGGGAUGACUGCUGCGUCGCUCUGUGCGGCGUCUCAGUCUUCACGCUCCAAGCGGAAGACGGGAGCCAAAGGAGAAGAGGAGACGAAAAGGGCAGGCGAAAAAACCGGGGCGAACGCGGAGCCAGCAACGCAGAAAUGCGAGCGCGAUGCGCAAGGCGCUGCCGGCGCACGCCGGGAUGGGGGGCGAGGGGGGAGGGAGCGGCUCGCGCAGGGCGAGGCGAAAGGGGCGGAGGAUGGAGAGCGAGGACACGAGAGAAGAACUGCAGAAGAAGAUCCUUGCGGGGGCAGGAAGGGAAAAGACAGGGAGAGAGACCGCGACGGAGCGAAAGGGAUCCCGUCGCUCUUGCCUUCCUCUGCGGGCGACGGCAGCGGGGAGGGCUACGUCUGCAAAGCGGCGAAGGAAAACGGAGUCGCAGCACCUUCUUCGUCGCGUUCGGCGAGAAAGAAGGGGUCUGCAUCCCGAGAGAAGAAGAAGAGCCCUGGACAUCUCAGUGCGACUGCCGCGUCCCCUGCAGCCCUCGCUACACGCUCGCCGAACGCUGGCAGCGAAGAGAGACAGAACAACAACGGCGCUCGAACGGGUGGAGAGGGGAAGCGAGAGGGAAGGAAGAAGUCGUGUUGGACUGCCGCAGCGGUGUCUCCAGCGAGCAGCGCUCUCGCCUCGACCACCUCUGCUUCGCCGUUUCCGCUUUCUCCGCGUGCAAGCAGGCCAACUGGCGCUGCAGGCUCCCCAGAAGACGCGAGGUCGUCUUUCGCUUCGCCUUCACUGUCAAGCGGAGGAGCCGCGUGCGAUAAAAAGCAGACUCAGUUUGGCGCUGUUGCCCCCUCUGCGGCUGAGCUUUCGGGGGCCGCGGGUGUGACCGGCACCGUGUCGUCUCGCACCAAACCUGUCGCAGCAGCCAGAUGGACCCCUUUCGCGAAAGCAGGCGAGUAUCGAAACGCGCCUCUCUCUUUUCCGGGUGACGGCGGCGGUGUGGCGGGUGCUCACCCGCGGAAGACUGCGGCUCAGGCUAGCAGUGCGAACCCUGUGAAGCCUCAGCCCGGCAACCUCCUGGGCUCUGUGUCCGGAGCGCGCGCAGCGCCACGCGCGAGGCGGAACUCGCUUGCGCCGCUCUCGUCCUUCGCAGAUCUCCUCCCACAGGAGCCGGCGCCGCAUGCGCGAGGCGGGCGGCGGGGGGGCGGCGGAGAGCGCGAGAUCUGGGACGCGCCGGAGGCCGGCCUGAAAGAAGCAAAGAGCGGCGACACGCGCGACGGCUUGGCGGCCUUCUUCACGCUGGGAGACAUUCGCCAGGCAGAGCGCGCCAUCGAGGGCGGCGAGAUGUCUCUGCAGCAGUUCGUCGCCUACAAGAAGGAGAAGUGUCGCCGAGAAGGAGAAGAGCGCAAGCGGCAGGACUCGCUCGAGGGCGGCGAAGGCGGGGACGGAGAGUCCGCGGCGAGCCGCGACGAGGAAAAGGAGGACGAGCAGCGGAAACGGACGGCAAAUCGGGAACAGCAGCGACACAGAGAUACCGAAAGGCGCUGCAAAUCCGGAGAGCAGGAGACGAGAAACGGGAGGCCCGGAGCGGCGGGAGAGCAGCACGAAGAGAGCCACAUGCAUGCAAGAGCAAACAUUGCGGUUGGUCUGGGUGGAGUGGCGCUGCAGCAAGACGUAGAAGAAGAGUUCUCCGUGUUCGAAUAUGAAGAUCCUGCGGCUGUCACGUCGGAAUCCUUCUUCACCUCUUCGUCGUGCUUCGCGUCCUCGAGCUACCCCUCGUCCGCCUCGCUCUCGGAGUUGCUGGCGCCGUCUCAUCGAGGAGAGUCUGGCGCGGAGAAGGGCAAGCCGUCACCAGGGAAGUCUUUCUCCUUGCUGAACGUCGCCGAGGGGCGUCUCGUGUCGGGCGCGCUGGGCUGGAGCGCCGCAGAGACGGGCUUCGUGCCCCCGGCGCGCGAGGGGAGUGGAAGCCCUGGGGCCACGCAUGCGAGGCAAGGCGGAAUCUUCGCGGAGGACAACGGGAAAAGGGCACGGACAGGACCCGUUAGCGCCUCGUGUUCAAAUGGACGCGCGCGCCGAGCCAAUGGAGCACCGACCCAACCGCCGACUCACCAUGCCGUUGGUCAGACCGUCAUUCCGCCCGCGGGCUCUUCCCACGCCACAGGCGUCGCAGAGGACUGUGGCGCUGGACGCUCGCUGCUCUCGCACAAGCAACCGCUAGACGAAGAGACGGGGCGCGCGGCAGGUCGUCGCCUCCUCGCGCUUCUGGGAGUCACCCUGGGGUCGCCUCCCGCGCCGCAACAGCCUCCGCCGGUCGGCGUUUCGCGUGCGGCUGGCGGCCCCCGCGCGCGUCCGUACGCAGUGCAGCAGCCUCCCCCACGCCGUGCACCCUCUGCUUCCAUUGCCAGUCCCCCCUCCGCUGCGUCCGCAUUCUCGCAUAUUGGUCGGCGGCGGGAGGGCGCGCACUGCGGCGGCGCCUCUCCAACGACCGCCCAUACGCCUCAUGGGGGGGGAAGCGCGGCCUCCUCCGUCCCUGCUGCCGCCGCUUCGCCCCUGCGAUCGACAGGCUCGCUGUCCUCUGCCGCGGCGCUCUCGUCGUUUCGAAGCCUUCUCGCAGCGCUCGAGGCCCAAACGAACGCUAAGAAAGUUCUCGGUGGAGCGCUAGGCGAAGAGAAGGAAGGAGCGGCUGCAGACCGAGCCAAGGCGGAGCAAGAGCUGCUGGCGCGUCUCGAGAGAGCGGCGAGCUCUCUCACGCCGAGGCACGGUGCCCCUGUGCAGGCAUCGUCGCCCGCCGCAGCUUUCUCAGGCGGUCGCCAGGGCACACCCCCUGGGUUUGCCUCCUCCUUUCGUCCGUCGGCCUACGGGGGUGUUGUACCGUCGCCGGCGCCCGAGGCGCCGCGCGUGCGUCCUGCGUUCGCUGCGUCGUGCUCUUCGCCCGCAGACGGCAGCGGGGCACCCGGGGGGAGUUCCUUCACUCCGAGCCACAGCCAGCUACCGCACUUCUCGGCGGAUUCCUUCUCGCCAUCGGGGCUUCCCCACGCGUCUUCCGCCUCCAUCAGCCGCCUGCCUGCUUCGCCUCUGUCGCACGCGCAGUCGUCUGCGUCUGUGCCACUGUCCGCCGCCUCCGCAUUCGGAUCUUCUUCCUUCGCGACAAGGGGGCUGGUCUGCGGAGACCAAGGCGCCGCUGCCGCGUUCUCGCGCUUCAUGGCCGCUUCCUCGCCGGCGCAGCGCGCCGAAAUCGAAGGCGCGCUAAAGCAAGAACUCCGCGAACGUUUUGCGUCGGCUUUGCGGCGAGGGCGAGAGGCGGAGCGGGAGAGAUUGCGGGAGGCCGAAGGGUAUGGCAGGGGGGCGGAGGCAGGCCAGCCGGGCGCAGAGAGUCAGGCAUUUUCUCCGUUUCGAAAGCGAGAGUCGGGUUCCCCACAGCUCGCAGCUGCCCUCGCACUCCUUGCGUCAUCGGCAGCCAACGACAGAACAGGCGAGCGAGGAGAGAGAAACGCAGAGGGGCGGGAACAAGGCAGACGAGGCCCGGAACGCGCGCAGACGCCGGGAGGCGACGCAGCACCCCAGGCUGCUCUCCUCACAGCUCUGCGCGCAGUAAUUCAGGGCAACCUGCAGCAGCCUGGCGCGUGA
Molecule: messenger RNA, 8199 nt
Organism: Besnoitia besnoiti
Lineage: Eukaryota; Apicomplexa; Conoidasida; Eucoccidiorida; Sarcocystidae
Exons: 7
Coding region: 1-8199 (2732 amino acids)
Source: RefSeq, a predicted model, not a curated record